CUUUUUGUUGAAUAAAAUGUUGUUUAAACCAAAUAAUAAGUAAUAUUAAACAACAAGUUUGGAUAUUUUGAAUGAAAAACGUAUAUUGUUUGCGUCGGUCCAUUUAAAAAGUCAUCACUUUUACAUGUGUUGCCUAUCAAUAAUAUCAUAUGAACAAGUGGUAUCUAAUUGUAGACGUCGGCAUAAUAUCAAAUUUGAGAAAUAGCAUCAAUGACCUUUAUACUUUAUAUUUUGAAACAUAUGAGCUUUCUGGCGUUGCUUCUCUCUGAAUAAGUCACUGUACUUGCGUUAAAUUAUGCCAUACGCACGAGAUGAAAUUAAUGAAUAACAGAAAAUGCCAUCUGAAUUUUCAAGACAGCAUGUGUUCCAAAGUUGUUUACAGAUAUAUCACACGUAGUGAUUGUGAAGGGAUAAAAAAGAAUUUAUUUCAAAUGUUUUCUCAAAACAAUGAAGUGCCAAUAACAAAUGUGAAAUAAUACUUAAACAUAAUGAAUCGCAGAUCUGAAUGGAAUACUGCUGAAAUGCUGUAAAAUAUAUUUUUGUCAGAUUUUAUGACUAGGAUUAUGAUUUUUGUAAAAACUGUUUUUCACAGUGACUUUGUAAUAGCGGAAGAUUGCAAGUUAUUUUUGUGCCACAGUUCAUGAGAUAUUAACAAUAAAUUACAUGAGUUUACAGAAGCAUUGUAAAUCAAAGGCAAAUAAAAAUUUGUUCCAUAGUUAAUGUGAAUAUAAACAAUGACAGGGGUUUACAGUAGAAAUGCAAAUCAGAAACAGUUCCGUAGUUAAUGAGAAAAUGAACAAUGACAGGAGUUUACAGUGGUACUGUAAAUCAGAAAGUGUUCCAUAGUAUAUGAGAAAAUAAACAAAGACAGGCAUUUACAGUAGUAAUAAAAAUCGGAAACAAUUCCAAAUUAAAUGAAAAAUAGCGUUAAGAGUAGAAACGUAAAUCAGAAACUGUUCCAUUGUUAAUGAGAAUAUAAUUAAUGCAAAGUUAAUCAAAGGCAAAUAAAGAAAUUGUUCAUGUUAUAUCUAGAUUAGGAUAAAUAAGUUUGCCAUGUUGUAUUAUUGCAUACGUGAGUAAAUAAUAAAUAGCUUAUCGUUACUGAGUUUACAUUUUACGGGUACAAAGCUAAAACGCAUGGUUAAUUUAAUAUACGCUUAAUUUAGACGUUAUUGAAUGUAAUACACUGUUUGCAUAUUAUGGCGAAUGUUGACAGUAUAGAUAACAUGGUAUGAGAGGACACACAAAUAUUUAAUUAUUUUUAUCGCUAUCUCUGGUUGAAACAAAAGUAUGUUGUAAAGCGUGCUUAGAUAAAAAAUAAUCAUGUAAACAUUCUUCGUGUAUUAUUGGAUUAUUUUGUUAUAUACUGUACUCGGUGUAGUUUUAGUUUUGAAACUUUAACGUUUUGAAAAUGCAAGCUGUAUGCCGAGAACGAUUUUUUGAACUUCCGGUAGCUUUAUUUCGAUUAUUUUCGUGUUCAAUGUGCUAUAAAUAUUUGUUCCAUACUGGAAAUGAAUUACAACCCCAUUCUCAGCAGCCUUGGACCCUAGUGCCUACAAAAGACAGUGACAACUACUCACAGAAUUUCUCAGUAAUUGCUGAUGUCAGCAAUGUGACGUCAAGGGAUCUUAUCUGCAAUUCUCUAAUAGGAGAUGACUGUAAACGAUGGACGGAUUGUUGUUAUGCUGCUAUUUCCUGUUGUCAGAAACAACUGGCUACAGCAAAACGGAACUUAUCAGAGAGUGCGUUCUGUCCACGGACAUGGGACGGAUAUGGAUGUUUUGGAGAUACAGAUUCUGACACUAGAACGUAUAUCUCGUGUCCUAGUUACAUAGAACAUGCUGAUACAUCAGAAAUGGCAUAUAAAGACUGCACUGAAAAUGGAACAUGGUGGAUAAAUCCAAGCACAGGAUCAGAAUGGACAAAUUAUACCACCUGUGUUCAAAAAGAGAACCAUGAAGUGAUUAUUUAUGUAACUUUGGCGUGUAACAUAGUCAGCCUGGUCAUGUUGAUCCCAGCGUGUAUAAUAUUUUUGUCAAUAAGACAAUUACGAGUGCAGAAAAGAAUAAAACUUCACAUCUGCCUGUUUUUGUCUUUCGUCCUGACAUGUGUUGUAAUCAUCUUGUGGGAUUUCAUAGUGUAUCUGGAUAGACUACAGAACGAAAUACAUAACACUAUCAUGCAUCGAAAUUCUAGCGGAUGUAAGUUUCUAUAUAUCCUUACACGCUAUGCAAGCACAACUACGUUUUUCUGGAUGGUAUGUGAGGGAUUUUAUCUCCACAGACUGAUUGUUCAUGCCUUUGCCACUCCAAAAUCAUUAACUUUCUACUACAUUUUUGGAUGGAUCGUGUCGUGGGUACCGGCAACCAUUUAUUCUAUCAUACGGGCAACCAAUGGAGUCUUCGACAAAAAUUGUUGGGUUCAUAAUAUUGGUGUUUAUGAAUGGCUGAUGUACGCUCCCAACCUUUUAUGCAUCGCCGUGAACGUGAUAUUUUUGGGUAAUAUAAUAAGAAUACUGUGUACAAAACUUCAAGCACAUCCUAAUGAACCAAGUAACUACAGGAAAGCGCUGAAGGCAACAUUUGUUUUGGUACCCUUGUUUGGAAUUCAACAGUUUGUCGUUAUUUAUCGACCACAAACGGGAACAAAAGUAGAUUUCAUUUACGAAAUAAUACAGUCAGUGAUAAUCAACACACAGGGGGCCAUUGUUUCACUUAUAUUCUGCUUCCUUAACGGUGAAGUACAUACAUAUCUUAGAAAUUGCAUUGGGCGUCAUAUGACAUUGGGUUCUUCAGCAAAGUUUAACCGCAAAAGCAGCAUGUCGUCAGCAACACAAUUUACUUCAGUUGCUUCUGGCAGACGGACAACAAAACAGUAUGAAAAUUCGGACACUGGUUAUAUCCCUCUGAGCACAAGCAGUACUGCUAACGACAUGUCAAAUGCUACAAAACCAUCAAAUGGACACGUAACAUUUUCGGUAUGAAGCAUGAAAACAUUAUGUACAUUUGAUACUGUGUUACAUACUUACAGCAAUCUGUGAAGAAUAUGUCUAUUUUGUGAUAAUUUUGUGAUCUGAAUUAUUUGAAAUUGUAUCGGACACUUAGAUGUUAUCUGGUAGGGUCAAACAUCCAGAUUUCAUUGUUCAGAGAUUGUAAAACCAAAUUCUAAGGUAUAGCGAUGUGCGUAUGACACCUUGAGUCUUUGACCCUGCAACCAAAUGUUAAGAGUCAGAUACCUGUUCCACUGCAAAUUGUGAGCUUGAAAUCCAGGUACAUUACUGAUGGACGAAUUUACUCAAAAUUGCUUUGCAACUUAUAAAGGAUUGUUACAACAGGGACAGCUGCAAUAUCGGAAAAUAAUUUCAUCAUACCAUUUACAUUCAGAGAACAAUUAUCUCGAUCGUGUAUAUUUUCAUGACCUCGUGGAAAGGUACAUUUGAAUGAUAAGCAUUUUUCCUAGAAUGUACAAACAUCACAUAUUCUGCUUUUACCACAUAUCUAGUAAAAUGUGUUAUUUUCAUUUGUUAAAUUGAGUGAAACUGGAAAAUUGUUGUGAAUCAUUUGCGAAAGUGUCAAUCAUUAACAUUGUGUUUGUAAAGUGUUUGAAUAUAACAGAAAAUGUCACUUCAGUAUUUGAAUCAUUUUAACAACACAUGCAUACUUAUUUUGAGAAUAAUUGUUCAUAGUUAAAAUGUUUUAUUAAAUUAUUUCUUUGUUC
Messenger RNA from Mercenaria mercenaria, 3717 nucleotides. RefSeq names its product calcitonin gene-related peptide type 1 receptor-like. Lineage: Eukaryota; Metazoa; Mollusca; Bivalvia; Venerida; Veneridae. Gene Ontology annotation, cellular component: plasma membrane. The transcript has 11 exons. Gene Ontology annotation, biological process: cell surface receptor signaling pathway; adenylate cyclase-modulating G protein-coupled receptor signaling pathway. The record is from RefSeq and is a predicted model, not a curated record. Gene Ontology annotation, molecular function: G protein-coupled peptide receptor activity. The coding region runs from base 1412 to 2983 and encodes 523 amino acids.